AAUGAAGUUCUUAACAAUGCAUAUAACUAAUCAAAAUGUAAGUUUUGAUAUAUUUACAGUAGGAAUUUUACAAAAUAUCUGCAUGGCACAUGAUCUUUACUUAAUAUCCUAAUGAUUUUUGGCAUAAAAUGAAAAUCAAUACAAUGUAUUUUUGGCUAUUGCUACAAAUAUUCCCCAGCGACUUAAGACUGGUUUUGUGCUCCAGGGUCACAUAUCAAUAAGUUUAUAUCACUUGAACUGAUUCACAUAACAGGUUUUUCGAAAAUCCUGUGUAGUGACAGAUUUAUUUACGAUAUGCAAAUACUGUGAUUUUAAAACAACCCCAGCACAAAUCCACAGAAGUCCACCCAUGUAUUUUGGUACUGGGGUGCGUUUUCUCAGUGUGCAGCUCUCGCGCUCCUCCUAGUGGAUAUGGAAUUGUACGAAAUUCCCGACCCGACAUCAACCAACGCUACCGCGCAUGCGCGAACGAAAACUCCAUGAUUUUUUUUUUGGCACGGGAUCCUAAGGAAAAAUAGGAACUUGGAAACGAAGAUUAACUAAAAGCACCGUCACAAAGGCACAAUCGAGCCCUCGCUCGCGUAUGCACGCAGAAAAGACGCUUAGGAAGGCGCCGAAGCUUUGAAUGAAGCGAUCGCACGCUCCGCGGCCGAGCAGGAUUCUCGCGAAAUUGGACGACAAUGCACGGGGCGCAAUAAAACCGAGCGUUAUUGCUCUUUGUUUUUAAGCAGGACGGCUCGGAUGGUGCGCGGGGAUGAAGACGCGGGGAAGUGGCUAAAAAUCACUCGGCCUUAAUAACAGCUCCUGCAACGGCGACAUUUGCUACUCAAGUCCGUCGAGACGCUUGUUCAGUCUUUCGCCUGUGUUGUGCAGCGCGCCGAAGAAGCAGGAAACUUCGUAAACACAGAGAUUGUCAGCUUCUGGAAAGUUCCGUAGAAGCAUCCCAGUCUGUUUGAGAGCAGCGGAGAGGAUUGUGUGUCAAGACGGAUUUGUUGUUGUAUUGGGUUGUGCUUCGUUAAUGCUCCGUAAAUGUCCUCCAAAGAGUGUAUUUUACCAUUGGUGCUGACCAAGGCUGUAUAAAAAUGAAAAGGAGCUGGAUGUGUGUGAUCAGAAAAUGACGGGGGGCAGUGAGAGUGCAGCAGGAGAAAAAGAUGGAGGUACGACGCUCAUCGCUCAGAUCCCGGUUGGCUGGCAGAGGAAGGUGGAAGAUGGGGCUGUGUCUUACAUCAGCCCAAGUGGUACCAUUCUUCGAUCUGUGGAUGAGGUGAGGGUAUAUCUGCGGACAGACGGCACAUGUAAAUGUGGUCUCGAGUGCCCGCUUAUCCCAAAUAAGGUCUUUAAUUUUGACCCUGCUGCGAUGGUCCAAGCUCCUGGUCAUCAGUCAGGGAAAAUAGAGGAAGACAUGACCAAACUCUGUAACCAUCGCAGGAAAGUUGAUGCCAUGGCGGCAUUAUGCCAAAGCAUGCAGCCCUCCCAUCUCCCCCUGCCGGCUCAAGCCACAGGAGGUGUUGCAUGCUCAGUGGACGGCAGAGAGUCGAGAGGAUCAAUGGUGGCUCAUGGAGACGGCGCCCACUGCACUUACCCACAGCCAAGACACAUCCAACCCAAAUCCAAUAUUGGCUUUCCUCUGUCCUCUCCACGUUCUGUCGUGCAAAACGGUUCUGUUAGCCUCACCCCUGUUUCACGGCCUCCAGAACAGGGUUCACCUUUAAAGAAACCCCAAACGCCAGUGGGCUGCAUGCCUGGUUAUGCGAAACAGCAGUGGAGCCCUCAUCCACCGCUCCCCCAAAGGACAGUGCACAACCCCACUUCCCCUAACAGUGUAAAACCAAGUGUACACACGCAUAUACAUCCUCCAGACCCCUCCAACUCAUUUUCUUUAUCACCCUCUUCAACCAUAGCUCUAAGUGGUCGAGCAGCUCCGCCACACUCCCAGGGAGCGAGUGUUAAGUCGCCCUCUCCACUGUCACCCUCACGUACCUUGGACACUUUUUCACCCCACCAACGCUCUCGCCACUCUUCGACAUCCUCGCUCUCAGAGCACGGGGCCCAAGGGCCCAUCUUCAUUCAAGGGGGCAAACCCCAUCAGCAGUCCACCAUGCCGUGCUCGUCUCCCAAGCUUCCUCUUGCGCCUUCCAGUCCGUGUAGUCGCUUGGAGGGCAUUCUGCAGCACUACAAAGACUGUGGUACCUCUAACACAAGCUCCAGUGCUAACUCUAGCAACCAAAGCAACCAUCAGAUGUCCCAAGCCCUGUCGUUGGUGCAUCCCAACGCAGGCGACAAGAGGAACGGAGUGAGUUCUGCUCAAGCGCCAGGACUGCUUGGCCUUCCACUAGGGCAGAUUCUCAACCAGCAGAAGAGCCAGCAAAAGGGCCACAUCAAUAACUCUUUCCCGGCCAGCAGCCUCCUCUCUGCGGCCGCCAAAGCCCAGCUGGCCAACCAGAAAACCCAGCUCAAUGCAGCCGACGCGCUGGCCGCACUCCCUCUCACGGGCUUGGACAAGGAGCAGCAGUCAAAGGUAUUGAUUAGCACUUUAAACAGUAGCGUCCACUCCUCUUCCGCCAGAGCACAGUCCCUGACCGCCCUGUUGCUUCCGCACUCCCCUUCCCUUUCCCCGGCUUCCCCUGCUGUCGCUGAGAAAAACUUGCGGCGAAAACGGCAGAGGCGCUCGCCCACUGUUUUGAGCAUGCUCAAAGACUCUCAGUUAGGUCGGACUGCAGGAGAUCUCUCCGGGCCGCCUCUGCUCAUUUCCCCAUGCCUUUCGCCACCUUCUCCUCCUGUACCUCACUUAGACAACCACCGGCUGCCUGCCGCUCCUCCGAGGUUGCAGGAUUCGGAGGAAGGCAGGAAGCCAGGACUUGUUAAUUCCCUCCCACUUUCCUCUCCAUCUCCAUCCCAGCCUCUUUCCGCCCUGCUUCAGCUUCUUAGCAUGCAAAGCGCAACCCAGCAAUCCAGCGGCGCCACUGCCAUGCCUGGCAACAGGCACACAAACACAUUGCCCUCUUCACCCAGACCCAUCACUCCACAGACGCCCCAGUGCGACGUGCAGUCCACGUUACGUUUACACAACCCUACUCCGCAACCUCAACCCCAAAGCACAGUGCCCGUGCCGGAACCUCCAAUCCAGCAACCCUUUUCUUUAAUUGGUGAUGAGACAACCAUGAACCUCAAAACAACCUCCAGCAACACCAUCCUGAACUUGAGCCAGUCCCACACGGGCACGACGCCGGACCUCAACAGUUCAAUUUUGAGCAUGAUGAACCAGAUGUCCUCAACAUGCUUGCCCCCGUUCCCAGAGAAAGGUUGUGGACCCAAAACAGAGACUUGUCCUGACCACAGUACCUACCAAAUAAACCAGUCAAGCCACAGCCAAGCUGUGGAAAGUAAAGGUCCUGUAGAGGAGAUGGAUCAGCAGGACUCGGAGACAAGAUUGCUGGGUGGCUGUGAGCCCGAUCACAGCCUCUCUCUGCCCAACGCCCCCUCUUCCGAUCUUUCAAACCCCACAAAUGACCCCGCUGUUUCCCUGCCGCUUGCCGAGGCUUUUCCCUUCAUGUCCCAAGAACAGCUCCUCCAGCUUCUUUCCUCCAAUGCCGGUUUGCCUUCCCUGCUGCCGCCCUUCCUUGGCUCCCUGCCUUUAGGAGUCUGGACAGGCGGCCAGCCCUCUGUGCCCGGCGGCACCCAAGCCCAGCAACCACAGCCAGCCAGUGCCAUCCUGAACCAGGGCUCUCCUCUCAAUGUCCUGAACCAGGGUGAGCUUCCUCUCAACCUUGUGAGCCUGUUAAAUCCGCCAGGUUCUGCUGCAGCGCUGCCCCCUGUUCCAGGGGUGGAAGGCGGUGAAAAGCCUCCUGGGCUUCAAGCCCUCCUAAUGGCCUCAUUGCUGCUCGGCCAGAAUCCUGCUGCCAUGUUGCCAUUGCCAGCGCUCAACCUAGAGCUUCCUACGCCACCGCAGCAGGUCUUCACGGACGGAGUGUCCCUGGAGAAGACCCCUGGUUUGCUGGACUCGGUCCUGAUGGGGCCGGGGCUCCUGGAGGCUCUUCAAACUCUAGCGCCCAGCGCAGACGGCCAGUCGCUGCUUCUUUCCGCCCCUCUCACUCCACCCCCUCCCGCCUUCCUGUCCCUCAACCCCGCUCUGCUGGCCGCAGCUCUCGCCCAGACCGAACCCCUACCCAACCACACGCCAUCCCCCCCGCCUCAUUCUCAGGGGACUCUGUCCAGCCCUGCUCUAGUUUCUACCUCGGUGUCCUGCGGCCCUCUGGUGUCCGGUACGGGGCCGGAAGUGUGUGACCCCCUGGCUGAGCAGGACAAGAACAACACCCAGACACCUCAUUUCCUGCCGCCUCUACUCGCCCCUGGGGUUCUUGGUGACCUCACAGCUCUGGGUAACAUCAACAGUCUUCAUGGUUUAUUAGGAGCCGCUCCGCUGCUGCUGCCGCAGGGCCCGUCUCUGAGCGUCCCGCUAACGCAGAACCAAACGGCGCUCAACCCGCUCACCUGCCUGCAGCUGACGAUGGCGCCGGCGCUCAUGGGAGAGAAGCCUGUGUCUCUGCAUGAGACGCCUCCGUCACAAGAUCAACUUCCUUCGGCUUCGAUAUCCCAGGAUUCCCUGCUCAACCCGGUCCAGACGCCCGUGCAGCAGAGAGAGACAUCCACGGGCUCCGGUCCAGGACUGUUUGACCCGUACGGCUCCUUCAUGGACACCAUCUACACCUCCUUCCUGCAGGUCAGCGAGCGUGGGGCCGAGGGCGGCUCCGAUUCGACCCCGCUGUCGUACCCCGAGCUGCCACCUCUCCUCCAGCAGACCAGCGCCCCGCCGUCCCUCAGCCCGCGCCGCGCCUGUUCCGUCCACAACCCGGACCUGUCCCGCCUCGGCAUGGACACGGCCCAGUCUCCGGCCCGCGGGACGCCCAAACUCAGCGAGGACCCGUCGACGCCGCCGCCCUGCAAACCGGCGGGAGCCGACGCCCUGUCCGACGCCCCGCUGCACCCCGCAUUCAUGGAGGAAGCCAAGACAGAUGGUUCGGCUAAAGUGUGCGUCUACAGCAACGGGAUCAGUUCAGGUGCCGAUGGACGGGGAAACAAUGAUGAGGAUGAGGAAGAGGAGGAAGAGGAUGGACGAGGGCCGCAGGGAUAUUUGGGUCCAGGUGAGCGGCUCAGAGAGGCGGCUGAGGACAUCAGAGAUGCAGAGCAAGUCAGGGUUGAUGAUGUGCACACGGGAGCCAGAAGGGGGCGCAAGAGGAAACAGUCGCUGCAGAGAGGAGCGGACCUGCCGGGCGGCAUCGACAGCAUCAUCGAGGAGCCGACGAUAGCGCUGUCCAGACCCGCACGGCCCACCAGAGGGAAGAGACGCCGCGUCGUCCGAUAGGUCCGACCGUACUUUCCCGCCAACACCAGCACUGUUGCCACGGCAACACCGUCUGAGCCGCACUGUGAAGAGUCUCCGUGAUUCGCUCCUCCGUCUGUUUGUGUCUGUUCACCUUCUGUUACCACGGAUACGACUGAUGUUACAUUGUUACAUUUACAAACAGUUACCAGGCUACGAAUGAUAACUAUUGUUAAGUUGUUGCGGUUCAGUUAAGGAAUAGUUAUUGUUUGUUAACUCAGUUACUUUUGCUUCUUGUUUCAUGAUUGAGGUCCAGUGUGAUUGACAGCUCUGCUUUAAAGGAACAGUUCAGACAAAAAUGAACAGGCCAUCCAAGAUGAGGAUGAGUUUGUUUCUUCAUCAUACUUGGAGAAAUGUGCCAUUCCAGCACUGUCUCACCAAUGGAUGUGAAUGGGUGCCGUCAGAAUGAGAGUCCAAACAGCUGAUAACAACAUCCACAAGUAAUCCACACCACUCCAGUCCAUCAGUUCACAUCCUGAGAAGACAAAACCUGAAAUAAAUCCAUCAUUAAAACAUUUUUGUCUCAAAUGCGAGUCCAUAAUCUAUAAUAACGCUGUUUCUUCUUAAGAUGUUAUUAUUGUGGUGUUUUUAUCAGCUGUUUGGACUGUCAUUCUGACGGCACCCAUUCACUGCAUGUGAUGGAGUGAUGCAUUUUUCUGUCUUCAGAUGCACAUAUAUGUGUCUGAAAAUCCCUCGCACACUAAAUCUGUCCCGUCCUUGAACCAAACGACAAACGUUAUGAUUUAACUACCCAUAAUGCACCUCAUGAACCGUUUUCAGCCCCAGACUUGUUCACUAGUUUUGUCAGUAAUGUCGCCCUGUAGUGACAAUGAGUUUCACUCCAAAUGUGUCCGAUCAACCAGACCAAGUCUCACUCAUCACUCUGUGUUUUGUCUUUGCAGGGCCGUAUAUGUGUGUGUGUGUGUGUGUGUGCGCGCGUGCGUUACAGGCGUGUAUCUGUAGGUUUUAGGGGCUUUCGUCAUGGAUCUGCACAGAGCUCAUCAACACAGGCACAAGAAUAUUACUGAAUAUUUAAAAUAAUGAUUUAAUAAUGAGGCUGAUUAUGCAAUUUUACUAUUGAAUUUAUGUAUAUAUGUACAGUUUUAGUAUUUUAUUUUGUACACCUUUUUUAGGAAAAAAAUGAUCAAUUUGUAAAAUAUUUCUCCUGCAGAGAAACCUUUCCUUUCUCAUAUUCAUGUUUGAUUUGUAAAGAAAAUACUUUGACAAUUUGUGAACAAGUAGCGUCUCCUUUUUACUGGGAGCUGAUUUUUUUUUUUUAAUUUAACAAAUUAAAACAUUUUAAAUGAUCAACUUCUUUUCUGAUCAUUUCAUGUCACUGUUUUGACCAUGCAUUUUGUGAAAACAGCAUUUUGAAGCAGAUUCACAGAAAUCUAAAAUUGAAAUAUGCUUCACAUAAAGUUGCCCGUUCACCCAAAAAUUAAAAUUCAUUCACGUACCAUGAAAUUGAUUUUUAUAAGUUUUUAUAAGAAUUUUUUUUUUUUUUAAACUCUCAUUUUAUGGACAAUUUUUUCCCACUAAUAUUUUACAUUAUUUUACUAACACUUCAGAAAACUGUCCCAUUUGUGAACUAGCGCUAUAUAUCACUUUUUAUCAUUCUAACUUUUAACUAAUAAAAAAAAUCAUUUAUUCAUGUUCA
Messenger RNA from Labeo rohita (rohu), 7037 nucleotides. RefSeq names its product methyl-CpG binding domain protein 6 (gene mbd6). NCBI's taxonomy places the organism in Eukaryota, Metazoa, Chordata, Actinopteri, Cypriniformes, Cyprinidae. The record is from RefSeq and is a predicted model, not a curated record. The transcript has 13 exons. Gene Ontology annotation, molecular function: DNA binding; chromatin binding. Gene Ontology annotation, cellular component: nucleus; chromocenter. The coding region runs from base 1115 to 5362 and encodes 1415 amino acids.